AUGGAGAAACCGCAACAUCUAAGGCGGCUUAGGAAGAGAGAUUCGGAUCCGCUGGCAGAAGUGCCUGACGAUGCUGUUAAGCUUGAAGUGGAGCAGCUAUCUUCAAAAGGCCCUGACACCUUGCUUUCACGGAUUGUCCUAGGGCCGCUAACAAUGAUUUCCUUUUUACUUUCUCUUUGUGUCGUUGACAGCCAGCAACGUGCAUGGCGCCUUGCGCAACAGGCCGACAGCGAGCCAUGGCCUUGGUGGAAGAAAUUGUCGCCCUGGACGUGGUGGAACGCAGAACCUUAUCAAAGCCCACAAGAUUCUACAUGGCAACAUGCUGUACCAGCUACCAGCUCGCCAGAGGGUGCUGAUGGUAGCGUUCCAGCUCCUGCAGUGAAUACAGAUCACUGGUACACGCACAAGAAGCACAGGAGGAUGGCCAAACUCACCAUCUCGGACGCAUUCGAAAUUAGGAAAGAGGUAGCGAUUAUGCUUGUCACAGCAGCGCUAAUAGGCCUAGUUGUCAUUGUAUGGCUUGCAAAGCGUGCACUUCCGUCGCUUGCGUGA
Aureobasidium melanogenum CBS 110374 is the source of this 552-nucleotide messenger RNA. RefSeq lists its product as uncharacterized. The coding region runs from base 1 to 552 and encodes 183 amino acids. The transcript has 2 exons. Lineage: Eukaryota; Fungi; Ascomycota; Dothideomycetes; Dothideales; Saccotheciaceae. The record is from RefSeq and is a predicted model, not a curated record.